Messenger RNA from Rubroshorea leprosula, 2225 nucleotides. The record is from the annotation of a GenBank genome assembly. Lineage: Eukaryota; Viridiplantae; Streptophyta; Magnoliopsida; Malvales; Dipterocarpaceae.
CAACUUAAACUAUUCAGGUAAAAAUGGCUUCUUUCCAUGAUGAAUGAGAGUUCCGGCGUAACUAAGGUGAAGACGAAGAGGUUGAUGUGAUCUCAGCGGAGCCCAUUGUAAUGAUAGUGCCGCCGGAGUUACAAGACUCGCCUAGAACCGCCACGCCAAAGAGUAGCACUAGUGCGAGCGCAGGUGGUGGUUCUAAGGACCACCAGCCUUCAACCUUUAGCAAUUCGUGCACGGAAGAGACACCCAGUGAAACAGAGGGUGGUGAAGAGCCUGGUUGCAGUGCGCCGGCGGUGAGUAUAGCAGUUGAGGUGGUUCCGUUUGAAGGGUGGGAGAGCAAGGUUCUCAAUGGAAGACUGGAAAACCUCCGCAAGGCCCCCAAAACCCUACCGGCGGGCUUUAGGUUCAGGGCGACACUACAUCACGAAGUUGCAGACGGUGCGGCCAUAGUGAAGGGAUACAAGAAGUUGGAGGAGAUGUACGAGCUAGCCCUUUCGCAACUUGCUCCCAACAGCAUAAAGUUCAUCAUAGGCUUUAUGCUGUUGUGCGAAAGGUUGGGGAUGCCUGCAAAGGUGGUGGUCUUCAGGUCGCUCUUCCUGUGCCGUCUGUGUCCCUCCACCAGCAGUACGAGAUGGUAUUACAUCUCUAGGAGAAAGAAGAUGAUGAUAUUCACCAACAUCAGAAAUAAGGUGGCGAGGUGGAAGAGACAGUUCAUUUUCAUCCGUGAUACACGAACUAAGAGGAUCAAUAAUGAGCUCGCCGCCCGUCUGUCAGAGUGGCGUACACCUAACACGUACAUGAACUACCCACAGUUGACAAGUGGUGAUAUCGACCUGAAGAACCGACUGCUCGACUAUGUGAAGGCGAGGGGUUUGGUGGAUCUGGAAGCCUUUGUUACCCUGGAUCAGAUUGCACUUCUUGGGUUUGUCGACGUGGCAAACCUUCACGGGGAAGGCAGCGUCAGAGGCCACAAGGCUGAAGGGGUCGGGGAGCUGGGUUCGGUUCCCAGCGUCAAUCCCGCUUUGACGAGCGGCCACCUGCUGCACCUGGGCGUAGCUCACAGCACCGAAGUUCCAGCUCGGCGCAGAGGCCACGUGCCGAGCAGAGAACUGAGCUUGCGCCCUCCAACUCUAGAAGGCGCACAAGGGAGGACUCUGACGCAGAGGAUGACGUUCCACUCAUCCGGCGAAGGACGAGUACCUGCUCGCAGCCUGCCCCAAGCGCCAGUUCGCGAGGCGUUCAGUUACACCGUCGCACUCUUCGAGUGCGAGCAAGGAGCAAGGGCGCAGAACAACGAGCUCCAACAUAGCUGCAAACAACUGGCCUUUAAAAAAGCCAGUUUGGCUGACGAGGUUAGUUGUUUGCAGAGCUCGGAGAUGGCGAACCGAGUGGCAUCAGCCAAAAGUCGAGCUGAUGAGCUGGCCCGCAAGGUCAGCGAGCUGAGGGAGGAGCUUGACAGGGCUCGGGCAGAGAAGGAGAGUGGCAUUCAAGCUAUAAAGGAGGAGGUCGGCCGUGCAGAGGACCGGGCUAAGAAGGCCGAAUCUGAUCACGAGAAGACUCUGCACGAGCUGAGCGCCCUGAGAGAGAGGGUCUCACAAGCUGACCAGCAUGUCACUUGGGCUGAGGCGUCCUUAGAGAUGACCAAAAGGCUCCAUCAGCGCAACGUCUGCUUUGCUCGCGCACAAGGGGCGGAAUGGCUGGUGGGAGCAAAGAUGUUCCAAGACGCCGUCGCAGUUGCCUCUGCCAAUACUACCACAGACAUUUUCAACGAGGUUCGUGGAAAGGUGCUACGAGUCCAGGCUGACUUUCGCAUCAGUGAGCUCAACCAAGAAGGGAAGAGCCUCGCCCAGCCAACUGACACCAGGGUGAAGCUGAAAUGGGAGCUCAACGAAGAGGGGCUACCCAUGUGGCCCCCUUUUGUCGUUGAAGAGGGAGAGGACACGAGGGGUUGCCAAGCUUCGAUGCUUGGGUGGCGGACCCCCAUGAUAUGCCUGCUGAGCCGUCCAGCACUCCCCCCUUUGCUCAGCCUCAGCCUGAACCAGCCGCUGCUCCUGCUCUCUCUCCUGCCCUCUCUCCUCCAGAUCGGUCAUCUCCAGCUCGAUCUGCUACUGCACCAAAUGACGCAUCCAUCCCCGUUGACUUGACGGAUGACUAGCUUAGGACUUUUUGCUCUUUCUUUGGUAUUUCUUUUUGUAUUUUGUGUUUAUCAAUAAACUCAGUUAUUGUAU